This is a messenger RNA of Clarias gariepinus (North African catfish), 2815 nucleotides long. It is a transcript of the gene slc17a6a, whose product is annotated as solute carrier family 17 member 6a. The record is from RefSeq and is a predicted model, not a curated record. The coding region runs from base 401 to 2170 and encodes 589 amino acids. Gene Ontology annotation, molecular function: neurotransmitter transmembrane transporter activity; L-glutamate transmembrane transporter activity. Gene Ontology annotation, cellular component: excitatory synapse; synaptic vesicle membrane. NCBI's taxonomy places the organism in Eukaryota, Metazoa, Chordata, Actinopteri, Siluriformes, Clariidae. Gene Ontology annotation, biological process: regulation of synapse structure or activity; synaptic transmission, glutamatergic; monoatomic anion transport. The transcript is spliced from 12 exons.
UCCUGAGGCGUGCGUGUCGGUUCGAGCGAAAGGGCAGCGCAGUGCUUCAUCUCCAGCGCACUGCAUGCCUGUCUUUCAACAACAAAAAAAGUAUGUCACGUCUCUGCUUUUAGCAUUCGAAGAGGGGGUGAUGGAACGCAUUGCGCGCAGCAGGCAUGGGGAAGCGGCGAAGAUGCGCUGAACUCCAUGGAAAGGAAAACUUGAACCUUGGUGUGGCUGUAUAAGAAGACCGUAAGGGAGUGCUUGUGGGUGUAGGCGUCUAUACAGGUCAUCCUCACCUAUGCAGUGGGAUUACUGACUUAUAUCGGAUUACACCUAAGCAAAUAAAUUCAUACCCCCAUUUAGCCCAUUCCAAAAUUAUGGAUUUUUAUUGAGUCUGGUAUUAAGCGCCUGUUUGGAUAUGGAUUCGGUCAAGGAGCGAGUUUUAGCCCCCGGUAAGGCGGGACUGAAGAACCUGGCGGGGAAGACCCUGGCACAUAUGCAAAGAGUUAUUGAGAAAAGGCAGAAAACGGGCGAAGUGAUCGAGCUGACGGAAGAUGGCCGCCCCAAGGAGGUCAGAGAGAGAAAAGCGCCGCUGUUGGACUGCGCGUGUUUCGGGCUGCCUCGCCGCUACAUCAUCGCCAUCAUGAGCGGCUUGGGCUUCUGCAUCUCCUUCGGAAUCCGCUGCAACCUCGGGGUUGCGAUCGUGGACAUGGUCAACAACAGCACCGUGCACCAGGGCGGCAAGAUCAUCAUCAAAGAGAAAGCGAAGUUUAACUGGGAUCCAGAGACGGUGGGGAUGAUCCACGGCUCUUUCUUCUGGGGUUACAUCGUGACACAAAUCCCAGGAGGGUACAUCUCCUCCAGACUGGCCGCCAACAGAGUGUUUGGGGCUGCCAUCGUGCUGACAUCCACUCUCAACAUGUUCAUUCCAUCGGCUGCACGUGUGCACUAUGGCUGUGUCAUAUUUGUGAGGAUACUACAGGGCCUGGUGGAGGGGGUGACCUACCCAGCAUGCCAUGGUAUCUGGAGCAAGUGGGCUCCACCGUUAGAGAGAAGUCGCUUGGCAACCACAUCUUUCUGUGGUUCCUAUGCUGGUGCUGUGGUAGCCAUGCCUCUUGCUGGGAUCCUUGUACAGUAUUCAGGGUGGUCAUCUGUCUUCUAUAUUUAUGGGAGUUUUGGUAUUGUCUGGUAUGUGUUUUGGAUCCUGGUGGCUUAUGAGAGUCCAGCAGAACACCCCACUAUCACAGACGAAGAGCGGCUUUACAUAGAGGAGAGCAUUGGAGAAAGCGCUAAACUUUUUGGGGCAACUGAAAAAUUUAAGACACCCUGGAGGAAGUUUUUCACUUCGAUGCCUGUCUAUGCAAUUAUUGUCGCCAACUUUUGCAGGAGCUGGACCUUCUACCUCUUGCUCAUUAGCCAGCCGGCAUAUUUCGAGGAAGUGUUUGGUUUUGAAAUCAGUAAAGUUGGCAUGGUUUCUGCACUGCCUCACUUGGUAAUGACCAUCAUAGUGCCCAUAGGAGGCCAACUUGCUGACUUUCUACGCAGCAAAAACCUUAUGUCCACCACUAAUGUACGGAAGAUAAUGAAUUGUGGAGGAUUUGGGAUGGAAGCAACACUGUUGUUGGUAGUUGGGUUCUCCCAUAGUAAAGGUGUAGCCAUCUCAUUUCUGGUACUAGCAGUGGGUUUCAGUGGCUUCGCCAUAUCAGGUUUUAAUGUGAAUCACCUAGACAUUGCUCCCAGGUAUGCAAGUAUAUUGAUGGGCAUCUCCAAUGGAGUUGGCACACUUUCUGGAAUGGUAUGCCCUCUGAUAGUGGGUGCCAUGACCAAAAACAAGACCCGGGAAGAAUGGCAAAACGUGUUCUUAAUUGCCUCCUUGGUCCAUUAUGGUGGUGUGGUGUUCUAUGGGAUCUUUGCAUCAGGUGAAAAGCAGCCAUGGGCGGAUCCGGAGGAAACAAGCGAGGAGAAGUGUGGUUUCAUUGAUGAAGAUGAGCUUGCUGAAGAGACUGGUGAUAUUACACUUAGUCAUGCUCCAUUUGGAGCCCAGGGUGUAUUUGGGGCUCCCCAGAAAUCAUAUGGGGCCACAGCUCAGCUGAAUGGGGGAUGGGCAGGAAGCUGGGAGAAAAGAGAGGAGUUCAUUCAGGAGGAAGCUGUGCAGGUCUAUCCUCAGGGUGGAGAGGGAUAUUCAUAGAACUGCUGCUUACAAGGGCUGAUUACUUAAAGGAAGGUCACUAUAGUUGUAAAAUUCUAAAAAAAAAAAUGCAAAAGAUUGUGGUGACUAAACUAUAAUGUGCUAGCAUACUAUAAAUGUAUUGCAGGGAUGCCUCGUAUAACAAAGCAUGGCUUGUACAGCCACAUGAAAAAAAGAUUAUGCAGGAGGUAGGUAGGAGUAAGCUAGUUAUUUAGAAAUACUGUAUACAGUAAAUACAGUUAGAAAAGUAUUUAUGUAAUAAGGCAAAAUUCUAAUUUUUUUAAAUCAAUCUUAGAAUAAAACAAUAUUUAUUCAGUAAUUUAAUAGUUUUGACAUUAGUGCAAGUCAGUAUAAGUUUAAAUAUAAUAUUUGUAUGUAUAUAUCAUGAGCAAAUAUAAAUAUACUGUUUAACAUGUAUAAGAUUUACAGAUAGAUAUUUUGGCUGCUACAUAUGCCUUAUAGGUCUAAGUAUGCAUACAGUUACCAACUGUUGCUCAUCUACUGCACAAAGUCUCUGCAUCUCCAUCUCUGUACAUAUAGGACCAAUAGAUGAUGGACAAUUCUUAGUACAGUGGAGACACUGACAUGACAGAGAUGUGUUAGUGUUGCCUGUAUGAUGAGUUUUACAAAAUAUAUCUUACAGAA